Loxodonta africana (African savanna elephant) is the source of this 1356-nucleotide messenger RNA. It is a transcript of the gene YPEL3, whose product is annotated as yippee like 3. NCBI's taxonomy places the organism in Eukaryota, Metazoa, Chordata, Mammalia, Proboscidea, Elephantidae. The transcript has 4 exons. The record is from RefSeq and is a predicted model, not a curated record. The coding region runs from base 470 to 961 and encodes 163 amino acids.
CUCCGGGAUGCAGGUAAGAUCCCCUCGGCGUACGUAAGGCCUCAGCGCCCCCAGGUAAGAGCCCCUCCCCUUCUAGAUGACCCUCCACCUUCAGUGAGGCCUCCUGCCACCUUUAGGUGAGGGACCCUCUCCCCAGGUGAACUCCCUGUAUCUUAAGUGAAGCCCCUGCUACAGUCCAAAUGAGGUCCCGAGGACCACGUAGUUUUAAACCUCCCAUGCUCCCCCUAAAUUGGGAACUGACAGCCCAUGCACUCUAAAGCCCCUUCCUCCAGCUUCAGCUGCCAGGCCAGCAGUGGUGAGGCCAGACGCAAGUGGGUGACUCACCUUGGGCUCCUCCUAGCCUCAGUUUCUCCACUGAUGCAACCUGAAGCCUCCUCAAUCAGUCAAAACUGAGACGACUCUGGCCCCUGGGGAGGCUACUGGCUCUGGGGAGAGGAGACAGCAGCCAAGUGUGACAGAGAGAGUCCCCAUGGCCCUGGGCGUGCCUACGUGUGUGUCUCAGGGCCUGACAGCCCAUUCCCUCCCUCCCUGGCAGGCACUGGGCUCCCUCUGCUCCCCGUGGGCCGCUCCCCGCGUGGGGCCACUGCCCCCGGCCCCCGCCAUGGUGCGGAUUUCAAAACCCAAGACGUUUCAGGCCUACUUAGAUGAUUGUCACCGGAGGUAUAGCUGUGCCCAUUGCCGAGCUCACCUGGCCAACCACGACGACCUCAUCUCCAAGUCCUUCCAGGGCAGUCAGGGGCGUGCCUACCUUUUCAACUCUGUGGUGAAUGUGGGCUGCGGGCCAGCCGAGGAGCGGGUGCUGCUGACAGGCCUCCAUGCUGUCGCUGACAUCCACUGCGAGAACUGCAAGACCACUUUGGGCUGGAAAUAUGAACAGGCCUUCGAGAGCAGCCAGAAGUACAAAGAGGGGAAGUACAUCAUUGAACUCAACCACAUGAUUAAGGACAAUGGCUGGGACUGACUGAUCCCUGCUCCUGACGCAUGUGGCUCCAGCCCGGCCUGGCAGCCGGGGGGCGCCACUGGCCUCCCUCCUUGCCAAGGGCACUCUGGCCCCUCAGAGCCCCUGCAGAGGAAGGACCCAGCUCCUGUACAUAUAUUUUAUUGCAUGCACUGUGACCUUGGGGGGAAAAUCAGAAGGGGGACUGUGCCUCCACCUCUCCUGCGAUCUGGCUGGCUUGGAUCUCGUUUUUAAAUCCUUUCAACCCUGGCUGCCCUAUAGAUAUGGCCUGAGUGCUGCUCUCUAGGCCCUAGUGCCCCGUAAACUUCUCAUCCCACUCGCCCCUCUUACCCCACGCGUGUCAGCACCCCUCAUUCUGUAGCGUUUGUAAAUAAUAAAACAAUGACGUGGAGACUGUC